CAUGAUAAUCGAAGUAAGUUAAUAAUACUUGAGACACGAGUCGAUAAAAUCAAAAGGGUAGUGUACGUUUAUGCUAGCAACUGGUGGAGAGCUUUAUCACCAUGGAGACAACUACUCCGUACCCAUCUACUACACAGCAUCCGAACUUUUUUCUCAUUUUCAAAGGUAGAACAGAAUUCGUAAAAUACGGUAGAUUUUACACGUUCUCAUGUUGUAAUACCUUGCGGAAAUUAAUUACCUUUUGGCAUUUUAGUUACCAUUAAGAAUAAAGUAACAAUGGAAAAUAAUUUAGAAAUUAUUAGUCCAAUCACCGAAGAACAUUACGAUGAAAUCAUACUACACUUGAGGAAUAAUUUCUUCGCUGAUGAGCCGCUGAAUAAAUCAGUGAAAUUAUGUGAACAUGGUGAUAAACAUGAAGACUUGGAAAAACAUAGUUUACAAACGUUACAAGACAAUCUUUCAGUAAUGAUAGUGGAUAAAGAUGCUAAUAAGGUCAUCGGCGUAGCUUUAAAUGGAAUCCAAAACGCAGGUGAUAUUCAAACAGAAAAAGAAAAAUUGAAUCAAGCCAACGAUGAAAAGUAUAAAAAUAUUUUUACUUUUUUAUACGGAAUUAAUCAAGAUCUUGAUCUAUUCUGCAAGUAUCGCGUCGACCGUAUUUUCGAAUGCAGAAUAUUAUCUGUCGAUCAAAAUUACAGAGGACAAGGUUUAGCUAAACAGCUUCUCCAAAAAAGCUUGGAAAUUGCCGAAGAACAAGGUUUUAAGUUAUUCAAGCAAGAUGCUACCAGUUUCUACACGCAAAAAAUUGCUGAAAAUAUGGGAUUCGUUACGAUAUUUGAACUUCGUUACAAAGCUCAUCGAAACGAAGAUGGAGAACCGAUUUUCAAAACUUCAGAACCUCAUAAAUUUCUGAAAGUUAUGAUUAAAGUAUUGGAGUGAAUAUUAUUUUACUAGUUUAAUGCAAAAAAUGGACCAUUUCACCAAAUGUGACAAUAAUUUACGAGUUUAAAUAUAUAAAUUUGCUUUAGAUUUGCUUUUAUAAUACCUAUACCUAUAUAAUGAAUGUCGAAGUGUCAUCUAAUGGCUGCUUCUCAAAUGUGACAAUAAUUAUAACUAUAAAAGACAAUACAUAUUUGUGUAAGUAUAAUUUUAACUUAUACCUCGUUGCAUAAGUACCUUACAGUUGCCGGUAUAUUUUUAUGUUAAAUGUUGUUGAUAUUUCUCGUGUUAGGAAUUUCAUUUUCUUCAUUUAUUUGCGUUAAAAUAAUUGAAUAUCACGUCUUCUCAACUUGAUGAUUACCCAUACUUACCUACCUAUAUGUUGUGUUAAUUGAUAACUUUGAAUUUAUCACAUGGUGCUUUACAUGUAGGUACCUACGUUUAUCUAUGUAUAAGACAGUAUAAGUAUUUACCUACUAACCUAAAAUAGAAAACUUCAUACCGUGCGUACCUAUCUCUAUUAUUAAAAAUAAUUUGAGAAAAAAUAAAUAAACGCAUAGAUUACAUA
This is a messenger RNA of Planococcus citri (citrus mealybug), 1504 nucleotides long. Its product is annotated as arylalkylamine N-acetyltransferase 1-like. The transcript is spliced from 4 exons. The coding region runs from base 277 to 936 and encodes 219 amino acids. Gene Ontology annotation, molecular function: N-acetyltransferase activity. The record is from RefSeq and is a predicted model, not a curated record. NCBI's taxonomy places the organism in Eukaryota, Metazoa, Arthropoda, Insecta, Hemiptera, Pseudococcidae.